AUGGGAAACAACAUGACAUUGAUCAAAGAAUCCAUCCUACUGGGAUUUCCACUCAGUCAACGGAUGCAGAUGCUCCUCUUUGCCCUCUUCUCCCUGUUCUAUGCCUUCACCCUGCUGGGAAAUGGCACUAUCCUGGGGCUUAUCUGUCUGGGCCCAAGACUCCACACUCCCAUGUAUUUCUUCCUCUCCCAUCUGGCCAUUGUUGACAUCGCCUAUGCUUGUAAUAUGGUGCCCCAGAUGCUGGUGAACCUCCUAGAUCCUGUCAAGCCCAUCUCCUUUGCCCGCUGCAUGACACAGACCUUUCUCUUUUUGACAUUUGCCAUCACAGAAUGUCUCCUCCUGGUGGUGAUGUCCUAUGAUCGCUAUGUAGCCAUCUGCCACCCCCUCCAAUAUUCUGCCAUCAUGAACUGGAAGGUUAGCACCAUGGCUGCAACUUCGUGGAUUGCUGGAGUCCUUCUGUCCUUGAUUCAUCUAGUGUUACUUCUACCUUUGCCCUUCUGUGUAUCUCAGAAAGUGAACCACUUUUUCUGUGAAAUCAUGGCUGUUCUCAAACUUGCCUGUGCAGACACCCACCUCAAUGAGAACAUGGUCCUGGCUGGGGCAGCGUCUGUGCUCGUCGGACCGUUCUCCUCAGUUGUGGUCUCCUAUGUGUAUAUCCUUGGUGCUACCCUGAAGAUUCAGCCAGGGGAAGGUCAAAGAAAAGCCUUCUCCACCUGCUCCUCCCGCCUCUGUGUGGUUGGACUCUUUUAUGGUACAGCCAUUGUCAUGUAUGUUGGACCCAGAUAUGGGAGCCCAAAGGAGCAGAAGAAAUACCUCUUCCUGUUUCACAGCCUGCUUAAUCCCAUACUCAAUCCCCUCAUCUACAGUCUUAGGAACUCGGAUGUAAAGAAUACUUUGAAGGGAGUGCUGGUGAUGCAGAGAGUUUUGUAA
Molecule: messenger RNA, 930 nt
Organism: Nannospalax galili (Upper Galilee mountains blind mole rat)
Lineage: Eukaryota; Metazoa; Chordata; Mammalia; Rodentia; Spalacidae
Product: olfactory receptor 13-like
Biological process (GO): G protein-coupled receptor signaling pathway
Cellular component (GO): membrane
Molecular function (GO): G protein-coupled receptor activity; olfactory receptor activity
Source: RefSeq, a predicted model, not a curated record